AUGGCCACUCAAAACCAGAAUAUCUGCUCGUUACCAGAAGAUCUCCGUUGCUAUCUUCUCCGCGGAAAUAUCAUGGUUCCCCUCAUACCAGCCGAUCAGUUACCAUUCCAACUUAAAGGAAUUCCGCGGCAACUUACGCAUCGUCAAAUGUCAGACCAGGGCUGGAAACUAUUCAAGGAGACAAAAGACGCGCCCUCUAUGCUUUCAGUCCAAGCACCCAUUCCCAACGAUAGGCCCUCGCACUACUCUCCAGACGGGAAACCUCCAUAUCUCGCACCCGACCACAACGUCCGGACUGAAUCACAGAGCACAAACACAGCUCUUGGUCGCCCAGGCCGGUUGUCGCCGCAGUCGCCGGCAGCUGGUGCAUACGAAUGCCCCGGCACGCCGUCGACCACCGGGGUCGAACGCCAUUCGUCACUAGCCGACGCUGUGGCUUCGGUGUACCAUAGGGAAGCGCAGCGGUCUGGGUACAACAACUCUAACCCCGGCCCAGAACCCUCGAAAAAAGUAUACUGUACACACUGGAUCGCAACCGGCGAAUGCAGAUGGAUGCACACAGGGUGCAAAUACAAGCAUGAAAUGCCUGGGACCGAAAAGCUCCGCGUACUAGGUUUCACCCGCGGCACGCCCAGGUGGUGGAGGGAGAGAAAUGCAGUCUCUCCUGCCAAGCCACUAACUUGGAUGCAGCGCAAAGUAGGCGGAGGAGCAGGAAGUCAGGGUCUGGAGCCGCCUGCUGAAAAUAUGCCUCCGGCACGAUCAUUCCCAGAUGCUAUGACGUUCCGCACUCGUGGAUCAGAAGAGCGAUAUGGACCCGGCGGCGAGGUACAGAAGCUUGCUGGUCGUGGCGCUGACAAACGUCAGACUCGAGUGGAGCCGUCAACUACAUCAUCUAGUACUACUACCACUGCUAUAACGCCGCUAGUACUUCUCCAAACCCCCAAUCUCAUAGACCUAGAAGACACCCCCCUCUCCCCACCCAGCCCCUCGCAAUCCCAAACCUCGACCGCCGAAUCAAGCGAGACACGCACCCCUCAUUCCGACACCUCCUCUUCUUCCCCUCUUGCUUCCCCCUCGGUACCCCGCAAGACCCCGCUUCCCAAGUCCUCGCGUCUCAAGAGUGUCCCUGCGUCGUCGUCCUCUUGUUCCUCUUCUUUGUCAUCAUCUUCUCAGGGAGAUAGUUCGGACACUGACACUGACAUCGACACUGAUGAUGCUCCCGCCGUACCCGUCGCUACAAAACAUAGAGAGCGCCGCUCUAAGCGCAAUACUAGCGCUACUGGUGCCCGGCGUGUGGCGAGGACUCGAGCAAAGCUCAGUCUUGCUAGUUCAAAGUACGCGGUCAAGAUGCCCAAGGUUCAGCGGAAGGUGGAGUCGUAA
This is a messenger RNA of Bipolaris maydis ATCC 48331, 1380 nucleotides long. RefSeq lists its product as uncharacterized. NCBI's taxonomy places the organism in Eukaryota, Fungi, Ascomycota, Dothideomycetes, Pleosporales, Pleosporaceae. The record is from RefSeq and is a predicted model, not a curated record. Gene Ontology annotation, molecular function: metal ion binding.